Messenger RNA from Adineta ricciae, 471 nucleotides. Lineage: Eukaryota; Metazoa; Rotifera; Eurotatoria; Adinetida; Adinetidae. The record is from the annotation of a GenBank genome assembly.
AUGGAUCACAUAGAAGAAAAUCAAGCUGAUACACCAAUGUUUAUUUUCAAUCCAUCGUCGCUCGAUUAUGAUGAUGAAGAGUUUCGAGCUGGAUAUCCAUUUGAUUUAGAUAAAUUAGAUGACCCGGACGAAUUACCGGAAGAAAAGUCAACACAAGAUGACUUGUCAUCAACGAAUGAUGAUAAUGAUGACGAUGACAGCAAUCUUGAUCAGGCAGCUGCUUUAUUGAAUAAUGACUACAACAAAGAAAAAAAGAAUGGUCAGGAAAAAAAGCAAUGCUCGGCAUGUAAACAAGAAGUUGAAAAAAAGUCAUCGAAAAAUGCCGAUCAUGAUAUUAGCUGCGGUGCAGGAGCAAAUCAGAAUGUGAAUAUGACACGUCAUGAAGAAAAAAAUCAACCUGAUAAUCGUCGUGUCACACGAUCCAAUCAAAUGAAAGACAAGCAAGUCAACGAACAACGUUUAACAAAAUAA